This is a messenger RNA of Chelonoidis abingdonii (Abingdon island giant tortoise), 3356 nucleotides long. RefSeq names its product HPS6 biogenesis of lysosomal organelles complex 2 subunit 3 (gene HPS6). Gene Ontology annotation, cellular component: lysosomal membrane; BLOC-2 complex. Gene Ontology annotation, biological process: protein localization to membrane; organelle organization; lysosome localization. The record is from RefSeq and is a predicted model, not a curated record. NCBI's taxonomy places the organism in Eukaryota, Metazoa, Chordata, Testudines, Testudinidae.
CCCUGGGGGGUCAGGGUGUACAGGAGUCCCAGGCCCCUCAGGCAGUGGUGACAGCUUGGCAGCCAGGGCCCCCUCUGCCCCGCCUCAUGCCGGUGGGGGCUGCGCCAGGCGCCCCAAGAUGAAGCGAGCCGGGGAGCUGCAGCAAGUCUCCGACUUCAGCGACUUCGUGAGCGGGCGACGCCUGCGGGAGCUGCUGAGCCAGCGUGGGCCGGGCGAGGCGCCGCACCACGUCCAAGCCAGCCCAGAUGGGCAGCACCUCCUGCUGCUCCUGCGUGGUCGGUCGGCGCUCCAGCCGCAGGUGCUCGCCUUCCCGCGCCUGGGCACCAGCCCAGGGGACUUGGAGAGGAGCUGGCAGCCGUCCCAGCCCCCCAUCGUGGGGCUGCUCUUCCUGCAGAGCCCCGCAGCGCUGACCUCCUGGGUGCUGGCCGUCAUCUGGGAGCAGGGCAGGACCGAGGUCUGGGGGUUCAUGCCAGUGCUGGGCUGGCAGCUACACCAGAGCCUGGAGCUGUGCCAUGGGGCCCGGGCUCGGAUCGUUUCCAUCUGCAGCCAGGGAAGCAGCCUGGUCUGGUGUGAGGAGAGGCCCCCCUCAGCCGCUCAUCUGGACCCAGGCAGGGGGGCCUUCAGGUACUGCAUCUGCACCAGGGCUUUGGAGGUUGGGGAGCAGGGGGCACACCUGGGCGCCAUGAGGAUAGUGGUGCACAAUAGCCCCCCGUACCAAGUCCUGGCCUCACCCCAGCAUGUCUUCCUGGUGCCCACCGUUGCCACCUUUGCCAGCAUCUCCACAUUCCUGCUCAUCUGGUGCCCCUGGGAGGCUAAAGUCACCAUUGUGGCCCCAUCCGGCGGGUUCGUCCACAGCGAAGUCCUGCACUCCAGUGACUUUAAGAAGCUUGUGUUUGGGUCCGUGGGUCUCCUGCUGUCUGUGGCGCCUCUGGACAUUCAUACUUGUGCCCUGUCCAGCUGCGGGGGGCUCCUGCUGCUCAGCACACAAGGCACGGUGCAUCUAGUUCAGCCAGACGGGACCUGGAGACACGUCUAUGAUCUGGGGGGCAGCUGCCUGGCCCAAGGAGACCCCGUGCAGCUGAAGGCCUUUGGCAGCACCCUGGCCUGUGUGCUGGCGGGGGUCUUGUAUCUCAUUGACUUGACCAGUGGGAGGCUAAUUGAGAAAAAACUCCUGAGCACCAAAGAGGUGCAUUUCCUGGGGUCCCCAAGCAGGGAGGAGGAGAUCCAGCUCCUCACCCCAAUGGGUAUCUAUUGCUUCAGCUUCUCUAGCCUGGAGGAGGGUGGCAGGCCUGAGCCCACCCUGGUGGAGAUGGUCUUUGAGGAAGCCUGCAAGUACUACCAGAGGCGAAGCCUCAGCAGCUCCCAGCUGACGGUGGAGAAGCUGAAGAAGGGGGACAUGUUCCAGGCACCCAUUGCUCUCUCUUCCAUCCUGCAGCACAGCCUCCCCACUAAGGAGAGGGCAGCCAAGGUCCUCCCGGAGACCUACGCCAAACUGCUGAGCACCCUGAGCAUGGAUCUCCAGAGCUACCUGAGCCUGGAGCUACUCAAGUCCUGCAUCGUCAGCGCUUCGGAGAGUGAAGUCGACAGGUGCUGCGAGGAGCUGGUGGAGCAGGAGGUCAGCCGCCUCCUGCGCUUGGACUUGGACAGGGAGAACCUGGCCUAUCUGAAUGCUGUCUUCAAUUCCUUUCCCAAGGCCUCCUGGAAAGCCAUCCGGGGCAGCCUGCAGCUGCAGCAGAAUGGAGAUGGGCUCCUGGUGGCCAGGACCACCUCAGACAUCUGGAAGAAGGUUUUGGGGGGGCCAGUCCCUCACUGGUCCCAGCAGGAGGAGAUAGGCCUCAAUGGGGUGGUCCCGCUCUUCGAGCUCAUCUGCGGCUCCCUGCACAGGUUCAAACCCAAGUGGCUGCCCCGCUUUGUGGAGCUGACCCAGCAGUAUGUUGGGGCCUCCUGGACAUACAGCACCAAAGAGGGCCCUGAGGGCGGGGUGCCCCUCUACAAGAGAGCACUGGCCGUUCUGGACAGGCAGCGCCACCGCACGGCCAACGAGCGUGAGCUGGAGAUUGAGCUGCUGCUGUGUAGCACGCGGCCCAAAGCCGUCCUGCAAGCCGUGCAGCUGCUCAUCCGCCUCCGCCGGUGGCAGCGGGUGGUGGAGGCAGCUGAGAAGUUUUCCAAGCUCAGCCCGCUGCUCAACAAAGAGAUCUUCACCACCCUCCUGGCGCAGUUCGCCCAGCACAGGGACCUGGACCCGUACCUGGCCGCCCUGUGGGAGCUGUGCCCUGCAGACCUGACUGUCUCAGACAUUCUCAGCAUCGUCCUGCAGCACCUCCCCAGCUCGGCGGGCGACCCCGCUCCCUUCUGUACCGGGGGGGUCCCACUGACCCUGGCCUUGCUGAAGCCACUGUUGCACAAGGUGGCACAGUGCCAGUGCACUCAGGACGAGCUCUAUGCUGACAUCUUGCAGGGCCCUCCGUUCCCGCCCCCCGCCCCGCCGAGACAGCACAGGGCUGGCCCCAAGGCAGCCCCAGGUAUGCCACAGCAGGCGAGAGCGUGCAGGGCUCCUUUCCCGGGCUGUAACCUGAGCGACGCUGUGUGACCUGACGUGUACGGAAUGGGAGUGAAAACCUAGCGAACGGGGGUAGGGGCAGCAAACGCCAGCCUGCCCCCCCCCCACCCCCUUCCAAAGGCAGAGACCAACUCUAGUUACACCUUCCUGCCUCAACCUCACUGCUGAGCUACUGCACUGUUCAGGGGGUGAGGGGGGUGGCCUAGGCUAGACCUGGGGGGGAGCACUGGGGUGACCGGGGGGUUUUACAGUUCCCCAGAGAAGGGAGUGGUGUGAGAGAGAGAGCGCACUGACUGCAUGUGAGAGACCCCACUCCUGGCCUGCAGCCCCCCUUGAAGUAAAUGCUGGCAUCCCGCCCUCUAGAAAUGGAGCAUGGGGGAUAAAGUACAAAGUCUUAACCCAAAUUCCCGUUUCACUUCAUUUGUUUUUGAAAGUUCCCUCCUGUGACUUGCCUCCGGCCAGGCUGUUUGGAGCAGGCGUGUCCCUUCGCGGCUCAGGAUCACUGGGGGCUGAACCCGCUCACGUGGGCACUGCUGGCCUGGCCCCAGUCUCUAAACCCUCCUCCUGGGGCCUGUGUUCUGCUCCUGGCUGGCCGGUCCCUGGGACCUCUGCCUGGGCCUCCAAGGAUGGAGGUGCCCCUGGCGGCUGCAGCCGUCUGUUUACCACUUUGCUAGAGUUUCUCUCUCCCCCAUGGGAUCAGCUCAGCAGCUGCCCUGAGUGCGUGAAUGGCCGAUUCCCUUACGAAACCACAGAGAAGGAGCGAGCUCCGGCUGCAUCCCAGCCUGUCCUAAAACAG